Desarmillaria tabescens is the source of this 1429-nucleotide messenger RNA. RefSeq lists its product as uncharacterized. The transcript is spliced from 3 exons. The record is from RefSeq and is a predicted model, not a curated record. Lineage: Eukaryota; Fungi; Basidiomycota; Agaricomycetes; Agaricales; Physalacriaceae. Bases 248 to 1339 code for a protein of 363 amino acids.
GAAACUCGACCCAUCUUUCCACCGACUGGAGACUGGGGUGGCUUUCCGCUGAGGCUUCACCAGGUUCCAUUUGGUCAGAAAUUGACUUUUGAGCUCCAUCAUAAGCUCCCUAUCGCUUCGUCGCCGUCCAAACGCGGCAGAAAGAAGGAAUCCCUGCCUCUAGGAUGGGUCAGUUUUCAAACCAUCAUUUUAUGGCAAAUGCGAUCUGGAGUUGUACAAUGGAGGACAACCAUUGGAUUUUGACUGCAUGACGUUUGGUUUUUCCUCAAAGGUUGGAGAGUCCAAUUUUAUCGGGCAGCACGGAGACGGCAUGAAGAUGGGUAUCAAUGCCAUUAUUCGCCAAACAAAAGGCUCUCGUGACCAACCGCCCCAAGUGUUCUAUGUCACUGGUAAAAAGCAAUGGGACUUUUUCUACGUCGAUGAUCUCUUGGAAGCUCAUCAGACACAAUCGAAACUACCAAAGGUCCAUGGCGUUCUUACUCAGAUCAUCGCGUUUCCACGACAGAGUGUCAAAUUUGAACACUUCUUGUUCCUUCGACCUGCAGUUGACGUUUUGGAGAUUGAUCUUGGCGGAAGGCCCAGGGUAGGCGCCAUUCUACUUGAUGAGCGGUUACGACAUCACAUCUUCGCAAAAGGGGUAUUUGUACAAAAGCGAGCCGACCGCACAGUCGGUUUGCACUAUGGUAUCGAUAUUUGGCAAGACGUAGAAAUCAGCAGGGAUCGCGUUGGAUUACAAGACAACGAAGAAUGUUCCAAUGCUGCAUUCGACAUCUGGAGAUCACUUUUCGAAAGCUCGGAGCGGGCUCGACAACUCUAUAUCGACCUGUUGAUCGAGCACGAUUCUUGUAUCGAGACCCGCUAUAUAGCGGAGCAACUCGAAAAGAAGGAUGCACUUCUCCUUUUGGACCAACUUCUAAAGGAUAAGGGGAAUGACGUCUUCUUUUACCACGCUGAGGAUACUGGAGAAUCUGUUCGUAUCAUCGAGCAGGUACUUAAGAAGAAACCUUUCUUGCUUCCUCGAGAGUUUUGCCGGGCACUACUGAAAUGCGAAGUGAUCACAACGCCAGAGCAGGCUCGUAUGAAACGAUUCCGGAGUCUGUUAUCGUCGAAAUACUAUAACGGAGACUCUCCCCAGCUCAAGUAUACCGCACAUCUGAUAGAGGCAUUUCUGCGUAUGGACCCAGAUAUGGCACCUUUCCGGGACUGUUUUUAUUUUAAAUCUGCUUCGGCUAAUAUGGGAGUCGAGAUUGUUGUGGAUGACGGCAAGGUACUUCUUCACGACUUGACGCUAUCCUCGGUCUUCAUCCACCGCAAACCUCGAUUUAUCAUGUGUUAUUGACAUUUGCACGCGGCCGACUCUUUGGAAGAUGCGGAACCCGACAAGGAUAACGACAACGUCCACCUUGAUGAAUCGUCGGAGGAUGAGCAG